Molecule: messenger RNA, 985 nt
Organism: Armigeres subalbatus
Lineage: Eukaryota; Metazoa; Arthropoda; Insecta; Diptera; Culicidae
Exons: 3
Coding region: 35-847 (270 amino acids)
Cellular component (GO): extracellular region
Molecular function (GO): chitin binding
Source: RefSeq, a predicted model, not a curated record
UUCCCUCGGCAUUGUAACAUCAGUGUUCAACAAGAUGCUGGCGAUCGUACUAGGAGUUUUCGCUCUUCUGCAGCUAUCCACUCAGCAGGAGGUGCCAGGUGUUCUCCUGAAAGGAAACCAAACAGCGGGAAAACGUGCCUCAGUGUCGGAAAAUCCCGAAACCUGCGAUGGAUCUCGGAUGUUCUCAACCUGCAGCGGCUGUGAAUCUGUUAGUGUUUGUUUAGGUGACACGAUGGAUUGGCGCUACUGUCCGUACAUAAAUUCAGAGAAACCAUUCUGUAACAACGGAGAAUGUUCGGCUACUCCCGGUUACGAUGAUUGCCCUUAUAGCCUUUCCUGCAAUGGCGAGGGAUACUAUCCAGAUCCCAGAACCUGCGACACGUACCAUUACUGUGAGGGUAAGUACCAAGCCUCUUCGGUGUACAAAUGUCCAACCAAUUACGUCUUCAAUCCGGAAACAAACUUCUGCAAACGGAAACAAAAGGAGGCAGACUGCAUGAAGGUGACGUGUAACCCAGACGAGAUAUUCUCCCGUUACGGAACCAGCAAUCGGUUCUUCGGAUACUGCAGGUACCCCGGUAUGGGACCGUUUUCCUACGAUGUUUCAAUCUACAAGUGCCCUGAUGGAACGAUAUUCGAUGGAAAAACAUGUUCCUUCGAGUGCCCUGCAGAGGGACGGUUCCCGGAUGCUUCUGAUAACAGAGGCUACUACGAAUGUUAUUUUUUGGAAGAUGAAAAAUUGACUGCCGUCUAUCAGCAAUGUCCGUCGGGAAGGGUCUUCGAUGCAAAGCUGGGCUCAUGCAUUCAAAAUGUGCAAACAACCACUGGUUCUACUAUAUCUGGAUGAUCUAUAGUUAAGCAUUAUGUGUGAAGAUGAAAAGAACUGAAAUAUAAAAAAGAUUACAAUUUGCACAAUUUGAAAUAAUGUUAAAAAAACUGUUUUAUUCAAAAUAUGUAUGUAUUAAUAAAUCUUCUAUCUAUAUAU